Anisakis simplex (herring worm) is the source of this 276-nucleotide messenger RNA. The record is from the annotation of a GenBank genome assembly. NCBI's taxonomy places the organism in Eukaryota, Metazoa, Nematoda, Chromadorea, Rhabditida, Anisakidae.
AUGAUGCCAUGGAAAUUGAAAGUGCUUGUAUUCAAUAAGAUGCGUGAAUAUGCUGGUCACAAAAUUGAAGUAACAGUCUCAUCAAAAGACACAAUUGCAACCAUCAAAGAGAAGAUUCUCGAGAAAACCGAAAUACCAAUCGCUAAUCAGCAUAUUAUCUUCGGAGUAGAAGCACUCAAAGAUCAUGAAACGUUAAAAAGCCGAAACAUCAAGGAUGGAUACACCAUAUAUUUGACGCCAACUUAUUUGGAAUUGUCUGAAUUACCAAACCUAUGA